Molecule: messenger RNA, 810 nt
Organism: Colletotrichum truncatum
Lineage: Eukaryota; Fungi; Ascomycota; Sordariomycetes; Glomerellales; Glomerellaceae
Product: arylesterase-like protein
Source: RefSeq, a predicted model, not a curated record
AUGGAACCUUCCAAGCCGCCGAUCCUCCUGAUACACGGCCUGUGGGUGACCGCCAAGUAUUGGGAAUACUGGAUACCGUAUUUUGAGCUUUUGGGCUACGAAGUGCACGCUCCCGAGUGGCCCGGAAUCAACGGCCGCUCCCCCGAAGAAGUCCGCGCAGAUCCCAGAUCGCUAGCCAACAGAGAUAUUGAAGAAAUCGUGAACUACUAUGAAGCCUUUAUCAACAAGCUUUUGUCGCCACCAAUAAUUAUUGGCCAUUCGUUCGGCGGUCUCUUUGUACAAAUAUUGCUCUCACGGGGACUUGGUGCAGCUGGUGUUGCAAUAUGUCCUGCACAGCCAGCUGGUAUCAUUACUCUUCCUUUGAACACGCUCAAGGCCGCAUUUCCUAUUCUCAAACAUGGGUACAACAAGGAGAAAACUAUCCCAAUAUCCGAACAUCAUUUCCAUUGGUGUUUUGCCAACAAUACAAGGUCCGAUGAAAGUCGGGAAUACUGGAAACGUUACAGCAUACCGGGGGUCGCGCGGGUGCUCUGGCAAUUGACAGUCCAUGUUGCGGGUGGGCAUUCAGCGCCAACGUACGUUGAUUUCAAGAAGGCCGAUAGAGCUCCGCUGCUGCUCUUGUCAGCCUCCAAAGAUCAUGUGGUACCCGCGAGUACUGUUCGUAAGAACUUCGAGGCGUAUGAUAAUGAGGCCUCUGCAGUCGUGGAAUACAAAAUGUUCCCUGGCCGGUCCCAUGGCAUGAUCUUCCAACCAGGAUGGGAAGAGCUUGCCGAUUAUGUCCUCGAUUUCAUAGCCAGGUCUUUGCGAUGA